UAGAUCGCAUCAACGGCGUUUCCGGACCAAGUUUUUUUUUCAAAGAAAAUUUAGCCAACUUCCUCAUGCAGAUAAAUUGCGGAACAUGCAAGAUGUUUGUUUUGUAGUCAUGAAAAACCAACUACUUGUGGCUGUGUUCGUGUGUUCGAAGCGAUCCUAAAGAAAAAAAAGUCAUUGCAACGUUCCUUGGCCCCAGCUAAAGGUUCCAGAUGAGUGAAUUUGCCUGAAAGUAAUUUGCACAGCGCUCUGCUGUGUGUGUGUUUGCGACGAGUAAGCUGGACACCGAUCCAAUUUCCUUUCAUCGUUCCGAGUUGUUGAAAAACUAAAAGGAGUUCUGGGGUUGGGGAGGGUGGUAAGGGGAGGGUGGAAGGGGCUGAGAGAGGCGAAGAUGUCCUGGAAUAAAGAUGAUUUGGAUUCUAUGUCGGAGCCGGAGAAGAGUCAGCUGAAAAGGACCUUGGAGUUGGGCGCCGUGAUGACAGUAUUCAGCCUGAAGAAGUCCCAACCCGAGAGGAGAACACUGCAGGUGAUCAUGGAGACUCAGCAACUGUCCUGGAACAGGACAGCAGACAAGAUCGAGGGAGUCCUUGAUCUGCAAGAGAUUAAGGAAAUCCGCCUUGGGAAGAACUCGAAGGACUUUGAACAGAUUUCAAAAGAGCAGAAGGACAAAUACAGCGAUGAUAUCUGUUUCACAGUAUUCUACGGUACUGACUUUGUGCUCAACAAUCUCAGUUUGGCAGCCAAUUCAAAAGAAGAAGCUUCCAAAUGGUUAAAGGGACUGGAAAUUCUGUACAAAGAGAGUCAAACUGCACCGACCCCAUUACGAAUAGAAAGUUGGCUGAGGAAACAGUUUUAUUCAGUGGACUGGACAAGAAGAAAUAGCAUCUCCCUCAAGGAGCUGAAGAUCAUGCUACCUCAAGUAAACUGCAGAGUGCCGAAUGUGAAGUUCCUUAAGGACAAGAUGGGGGACAUGGGAAACUCCAAGGAUGACUUGAGCUUUGAGCAGUUUCACCAAUUCUACAAGAACCUAAUGUUUGAAAGCCAGAAAGUAAUUCUCGAAAGCCUUAAAAUCGAAGGAUCUGUAUGCAUCCUUGGAAAAACAGAUCGGGCCACUGCCUCAGUUUUGUACCUGCAUGAUUUCCAACGGUUUCUACUCCAUGAACAGAAGGAAUCAUGGGCCAGUGAUGUUAAAAAGGUUCGGGAGCUGAUGACUAAGUCGAUAUAUGAUACUUACAGAGAAACAAAUGAACCCUUCUUCUAUAUUGAUGAGUUUUUGACCUACUUGUUUUCAAGAGAAAAUACCAUCUGGGAUACCAAGUAUGAUUCUAUUUGUCCCCAGGACAUGAACAACCCAUUGUCACAUUAUUGGAUCUCAUCAUCACAUAACACAUACCUCACAGGAGACCAGGUCCGUAGUGAUUCAUCGACAGAAGCCUAUGCCAGAUGUCUAAGAAUGGGGUGUCGAUGUAUUGAGUUGGAUUGCUGGGAUGGACCAGAUGGGAAGCCAAUUAUUUAUCACGGUUGGACACUUACAUCCAAAAUCAAGUUCGAUGAUGUUGUUGAUGCCAUCAAAGCCCAUGCAUUUGUUACAUCAGAGUACCCAGUUAUACUUUCAAUUGAAGAACACUGUACAGUUGAGCAGCAGCGACAUAUGGCCACCAAGUUCAAGGAAACAUUUGGCUCUGCGCUUAUCACCAAACCUAUUGAAGCAAAUGCUGAACAGUUGCCAUCUCCAGCACAGCUUACCAAUAAAAUUAUUAUUAAGCACAAAAAAUUGGAAUCUCAGCAAGAGAAUUGUACGUCUACUGUUUAUACAUCCUUCAAGGAACUUGAAAAGAAAUCUGGGUUUCUUUAUCUCCUGGAUCCAAUUGAUCUGGCCUGGUACAAGCAUUAUUGUGUGAUAGUAGAUGGAAAGCUUUAUUUUGCAGAUUCAACAGAUGAAGAUGAUGAAUUUUCUAGAACAAGAAACCAGGCAUUAAAUAGCAUGGAUCGUCAUUUUAAUGAGAAAUGGUUUCAUGGGAAAAUGGGGAAAGACGGCAGACAGAGGGCGGAGAAGCUGCUCCAGGAGUUUUGUAUGGAAACAGGAGGAAGAGAUGGAACUUUCUUGGUCCGUGAGAGUGACACAUUCCCUGGAGAUUUCACGUUGUCAUUUUGGAGAAAUGGAAGAGUCCAGCACUGUCGCAUUCGUUCUUGCACAGACGGAGAGAGCAAUAAGUAUUUCUUGACUGAUAAUUUAACUUUCAACAACGUAUAUGAUCUCGUUCAACACUAUCAGAACGCACCUUUACGAUGCAGUGAAUUUGAAUUACGUUUAACUGAAGCAGUACCGAGCCCAAAUCCUCAUGAAUCGCAAGAAUGGUACUAUAAAAAUCUAAGUCGAGGAGAAGCGGAGGACAUGCUUAUGAGGAUACCUAGAGAUGGAGCCUUUUUGGUUCGAAAGCGAGAUGAACCCAAUUCAUAUGCCAUUACCUUUAGAGCUGAAAGUAAGGUUAAACAUUGCCGCAUUAACUAUGAAGAAGGAAAGUACAUACUGGGGACCUCAGCAGAGUUUGACAGCCUGGUGGAGCUUAUCAAUUAUCAUAAGAAACACCCAUUAUAUCGGAAAAUGAAACUGCGCUACCCAGUCACGGAAAAGAUGCUGGAGCGUUACAAUGUGGAAAAAGACUAUGGCAGUCUCUACGGCAUAAAUUAUGUGGACCCAAAUGAACUGGCACCUAUUCAGGGUUCAGUGAAAGCUUUAUAUCAAUACCAGAGUCAACAACAAGAUGAAUUGUCUUUUCCUCGAGGUGCCAUCAUCCACAAUGUCAAAAAACAUGAUCAAGGAUGGUGGAAAGGAGAUUACGGAGACCAAAUACAAAAGUAUUUUCCAGCCAAUUAUGUGGAAGAAAUACCUGCUGAAAGCCAGGAAGAAUUUAGCAACCAGAUAACAGAAGAUAACCCCCUAGGAGUAAUAUGCAGAGGAAUUGUGGAACUAGCCAAGUGUUCAGUCGUCAAACAGACAAAUGGGAAGCUGGGAAUGGCAUUCAUGUUUACUAUUCAACCAAAAGUGCCCCCGGAUGCACCACCUCUUGAUGUUGCUACAAAUUCAUUGGAAGAAAUGUUUUCAUGGUACCAUGAAGUGGUACAGUGCUCUCAGAAAAAGCUCGUACAGGAGAAGAAUCAAAAUGAAAUGGAGAAGAAACAACAGAUUGCCAAAGAAUUAUCUGAUUUAGUUGUUUAUUGCAGACCAGCCAAGUCUCGAGAAUUUUUUCCAAAUGCAAAAGACAACAUUGAUUACAAAGAAAUCAGAUCAUUUGCAGAGAACAAGGUGGAUACCAUCCUCAAACAAAAGUCAAAAGAGUUUCGAGAAUAUAACCGCAAGCAACUCUCCAGAAUUUACCCCAAAGGUCAACGCAUUGAUUCUUCAAACUAUGACCCAAUUGUCCUCUGGCAACAUGGAUCCCAAAUGGCAGCCCUAAAUUUUCAAACACCAGAUAAACCAAUGCAACUGAAUCAAGCUUUGUUUUGUAUGAAUGGAAGAACUGGUUAUGUGCUGCAGCCUGAAUCUCUGAGGAGUGACAACUCAAUACAGCACCGACCAUUUUCUGUGAAAAUUAAACUUCUUGGUGCCCGUCAUCUACCCAAACCUUGCAGGAGUAUAGUUUGUCCUUUUGUAGAAGUAGAAUUGUGUGGAGCUGAGAAUGAGAAUAAGAAGUUCAAAACAGUAGUGAUAAAUGAUAAUGGUCUUAAUCCAGUUUGGUGUGGAGCAGAAGACGCUAAUGAGGAAUUUGUCAUUCGAGAUCCCUCUUUAGCUUUUCUCAGAUUGGUCGUGUAUGAAGAGGAUAUGUUCAGUGAUCCUAACUUCUUAGCUCAUGCCACUUUUCCUGUCAAAGGAAUUAAAACUGGGUAUCGAUCAGUUCCCCUUAAAAAUGGUUACAAUGAAGACAUAGAAUUGGCAGCUCUGCUUAUCCAGUGUGAAGUGAACCAAUUAGAGGAAGGUGAAGAGGAACUCUACUCCUCCCAUCAGCAACUUCAGCAGCGGCCAUUUGAAAGUUUAUAUGACAGUGCCCUAAAAAGACAACGGACUUUAGAUGGGUUAUACAGCACCAGUGCACCUCGUCAGCGACAAUUUGACCCAAUACUAUAUGAUUCUAACACAAUACAAACUGGAAGGGGUGGAGGUCAGAGAGAUCAGCUGCCAGAAGUUCCAAAGAGGAGAGGCAAAGACAAGGAAAAGAGACCUCCCAACAGCAGCAAGUUUUAUACAUGAAAGAAGAAUGCCUUUAUCACCCAUCCAUGAUGCCAACAUCAAUGUCAUGAAAACCAAUUAAAAUCAGUGAUCACUGUAAAGUAUGGGAUCAGCAAAUUUUGAAAUGAAUGCAUUCAGUAAAAUUAUUGCAUUGUACCCAUUAUUAUUUUUGUCAGGUAAUUAAGAUCAUGAUGUAAAGUGAAAAACAUUGAGUACCUUCCAGCUUUCGUAAACCUCUUUUUCUCUCUUGAUUAAAUAGUCUAUUGACACAAGUGCCUUUCUAAGAAAUCUAUUCUCCAAACAGUCAAUCAAUUAUAAUAUAUCGCACGCCAUGUUAAAGAAAACCUUGUGGGAUUCAGUGUAACUGUAAAAUCAAAUAGAAUGCAAUUCUAUCCCCUUGUGACAUGGUCUCUGUUCCUUCAGAUCAAUGUCAAUCUUUUGCAAAGCUGAGUGCAUUUAUCAAAUUUCAACUUCGGUAACAAUAAAUAAGAAGGUAGGACACAUGACAUUAAAGUUAUUCCUAAAACCAGUGAGAUUUAACUAAUAAAGAAAAAUGAACCAUGUUGUUUCAUUGAAAUCUGCCAAGAAUGUAGACUAACUUGACCACAGAGUGCAUCUUGCAGCCAGUUCACAAAGAAAAAGAGCAUGUUUUACUUUUGCCAGUUUGAAAGCGGUCAGUGUCAAGAUGGAGGACUUGCAGCAUGUGAGUUUAGAUGCUGAUUGAAAAUGAAAAUUCAUAGAAGGUAUGAUGCAGAGGAAUAACAAUUCUGUAACUGCUAAAACCAUGCUUUUAUUAUCUAAUGUUAUCUAACCGUUAAUAUUUAUUCAACUUCAAAACAUUAAACAGAUAGUUAGUCCUUUAGCUACUGCUAAAAUAUCCUGUUAAUUUAAUAUAGAUAGUGACAUGAAUGCAGCUUGUGGUGUAUUUUCUGAUAAAUAUUAUAAUAAUUUUCUAUAAAAAGCCUACUAUUAUUAACUGAAAGCCCAUUUGGAGUUCGUCCUGCCAUCUUGGAAUUGAAUGUAUCAGAAAAAAAGAAAAUAGCAAGUAAAUUGCAAUGCUGGUUUUACAUAACUUUUUCUUGUCCUCAGCACUGGUUUGUCUCCUUCUACAAGCCUUUGUGACAGGUCUAAAUACAAAAGGCUGUGCAAACCGUUGGGUUUAUGUACUCUGUGACUAGUAUUUGUUAGGCCAGUAAGGGAAAUUACUGGUCACAAUUUUGAGAAAACUAGAUCUUCAAUGGGAUCUUCGGCCAUAAAAAGGAAAAUUAUUUUCAGGAUAAAAGUAAGAACAAAUCACUGUCGGGAAUGAAUUGCUACAGUCUCUGUUUAUGGUGUCAUCAGAAAUACAUCAAUUUUACAGUCAUUAAAAUCAACUUACACAUGAAAGUUUUUUUUCCAUAAUAUAUAUUUAUGGCAUUACUUUGAGUAUAACUAAAAUGCUUUACUUUAUUUGCUCUACAUAUAUUUUACAAAUAAUUGUGAUGUAAUUUUGGGCUGUAGUUUAGUCCACUUGAAAUGUAAAUUGUUGUAAUGAAAUCCCAUCAAAGUAGUGGAAGAUAUUACGUCUGAGGAAUUCAUAUAUAUUUAGAAUCCAUGUUGGCUUGUUACUACCAUGGUUUUUUUGUUUAUUUUUCACAUGACAAUCAAAAUUAUCAAACAUGUGGCAUUUAAAGGGUGAUGGUUUGGGAUGAGUAGUGCGAAAUUCUGCCUUUCAAUACUGACAUAUAAAGUUUGCUAAGUUGAUGUGUGAGUCAGAGUGUUGUUUUAUUGUUCUAAGCUAAAUUCAAUGUUAAGAAUGCAAAGCUUUGUGUACCUUUUCCUAUAAUGCACCAGAAGCCUGCCAUUUUAUUUCUCAGAAAUGCAGAAGUCAAUGUUAAACAUCAAAUGGACAAUGCAAUAUAUAUUUUCUUUGUACAUUGUUCGAAAUCUGUUUGGCAAAUAAUGUCAAUAUUUUUAACUCUUCUGUUGAAUUCUAGCAUUUCAAAAAUUGAACUAAGAAUCAGACCCUAUUUAUUAAUUUUGAUUUUAGUAAUACGAAUGAAUAAUAUUUGAUAGAUUUUUUUCCCCUUUUCAGUCUGAAUUUUCAAAAUGCUGCGUGUUUUCACCAUUUUCUCUGAAAUUGAUCUAAAAAAGGUUGCAGUUGUUUUCCUCAGUUUCAAUUUGAGUAAAUGUUAAGGUCCUGAUCUAUUGAAAUGUUUCUCUGAACUAUUAAUCAAUUUAGUUAGUGAGGAAAUGGCUCACAUUAUGCAAAGUGCACUCAGGGAAACAAAGCUAUUUAAUUGAUUAACCAACUUGCACUGUAAAUAGGUGAAAUAUUAUCCUGUUGCACAUUAGAGCCAUUUUACAAACUCUGAUGUAUGACAAAAGAAAACUACAAUUCUGGAAACCUGAAGGAAACAGUAAAUGCUGGAAACACACAGCAGGCCAGUCAAUAUGUAAUGAAGGAUACAUGUCACGCAUUGCAUAAUUUGUUUUUUCUCUUAAUAAAUAUUAUUCUAGAGUAUAUUUCCACUAUUUUCUGUAUUUCAAUCCAAAUCCAAUGCUUUCCAGUGUUGUGCAGGUUUUAAGUGAAACCCAUUAAAAUGUUUUAAGAAUGCAGUUGAGGCAUUUAAA
Molecule: messenger RNA, 6838 nt
Organism: Chiloscyllium plagiosum (whitespotted bambooshark)
Lineage: Eukaryota; Metazoa; Chordata; Chondrichthyes; Orectolobiformes; Hemiscylliidae
Gene: plcg2
Product: phospholipase C, gamma 2
Biological process (GO): release of sequestered calcium ion into cytosol; positive regulation of epithelial cell migration; phospholipid catabolic process
Cellular component (GO): ruffle membrane
Molecular function (GO): protein binding; phosphatidylinositol-4,5-bisphosphate phospholipase C activity
Source: RefSeq, a predicted model, not a curated record